Messenger RNA from Closterium sp. NIES-65, 1362 nucleotides. NCBI's taxonomy places the organism in Eukaryota, Viridiplantae, Streptophyta, Zygnematophyceae, Desmidiales, Closteriaceae. The record is from the annotation of a GenBank genome assembly.
AUGUCCCUGUGGCAGCCGCAGUAUCUGCCGAUUAAAGCAAGGAGAGCUGUGAUGGAUGGUUACAUCAUGCCGAUAGCCUGGUCGCAGGCCCAGGUGUACCCGCCGUCUGCUCGGAUCUGGGGGGUUAUAACGAAGCUGUCGCACACUUUCAUGUCAGCCAACAAGGUUACAACGGAGAAAUGUUUCUUCCUAUGGAGUAAGGAGCUGCUGUACACGCCGGUGUUGGAAGGAGGUGUGGGGGCAAAAGACCCAGAAGCUAUGCUUACCUGCUUCACAGCCAGGAGGAUUGGGUUGAUACUCAAUGAGUCCAGUCAGCUAAAACGGAAUUUGCUACGGCAGGCAGCAGACUUACCACUGGGGCUCGAUACCUUUAUGUCGCACGAGAAGCUUCUGAAAGUUUGGGAGGGGAAGAGCCAGCGGUGGAAGUUGGCAUGUGAAAACUUCAUGCGUUCUCCUCUGGCGGUGACAGGGGCGGAGCGAAGCAAAGAGGAGGUGGGGCUGGAGAGAAUUGUGUUUAACAGACACAUUCUUCGGAAAGGCUCCACGCCAUUUGGGGGACAAAAGGCGGCGAAACGGCUGCGAGAAGUAAGGCUGGGGGAUCUGAUCCGGAAAGAUGAGGAGGGGAGGGGAACGCUAAAGGACCUGGUCACUCUGGAGAGGGAGCUGCUGGGGAUGGAGGCUGCGAAGCUGGCACUGGAGGCCUUUGCUGCAGCACCAGAAGCUUGGAGGGGAUUGCUUCUCUCAGCUGAGUUACCGCAGAUGGGCUUUGCAGAGGUGUAUGUGGCAGGGAGAGAGGGGUCAAAGCAGUUGCGCAACAAACUCCUGGUGAAGGGGGAGGUUGCGCCGAUGAAGUCACUCAGGUCCUGUUGGGGGCAUGGCAGCAGCGGGCAGUCCAGGCGGAAAAAGUGGGAGUGCCCAAAGAUCCGGGUGGUGGUUGCAGCAGUGAAGAAGGCCCUGCGCAUGAUUAAUCCUGGCAGGCGGGCGGAAUCGCUGGGGGACUGGCUGUUCGGAAAGGCAAACUCCACGUCAGCAUUCCCCGAGGCGACUCUGAUCUCUAUCGCUUUGCAUCAACUAUGGGUGGAGAGGUGUGAAGGGGCCUUUCGCGGGUGUAAAUUUCGCACGAGGCGGGUACUGCGGAGGAUUGAAACUGCUCUGCGCAUGCAUGUCAACAUUUACGUGCGUGCCUCAGCGGGAAAGCUGCAACAGAAGGGGAAGGUGCAGCAAGCCAGAUGGCACGUGAUGACGAAUCAGGAACAGUGUCUUCUGAACCGCAUCAGGGUGGUGGAGGGCAAGGGCUGGCGGUGGUCGGCCAAAUUCGCAGCAAUUUGGGGCAAGCCACACAGGCCCCGGAUCCACAUGUAA